Messenger RNA from Lycium barbarum (goji berry), 887 nucleotides. RefSeq lists its product as uncharacterized. The record is from RefSeq and is a predicted model, not a curated record. NCBI's taxonomy places the organism in Eukaryota, Viridiplantae, Streptophyta, Magnoliopsida, Solanales, Solanaceae. The transcript has a single exon. The coding region runs from base 182 to 685 and encodes 167 amino acids.
ACAUCAGCCAUUAAAUAAAACCUUUUCCAGUACAUUUCCACAAAUUCACACGCACACGCACACGCACACGCACUAACAAAAAAGUUAGUUCCUUGUCCAUAUAAUUAUAUACUACCAAAAUAUAAGUGGAGGAACCAUAAUACGAAAAGAAUCAAGAUUCUCUUAAGAAAAAAGAGAAACAAUGGGGAACAACAUAGGAGGAAACAAGAAGAAAACAAAGGUGAUGAAGAUUAACGGCGAAAUCUUGAAACUCAACACACCAAUAACAACCUCGGACGUAGUUAAAGACUACCCAGGUCAUGUUUUAUUGGAACCAGACCAAGUGAAGAAAUUUGGAAUUAGAGCUAAACCAUUAGAGCCACAACAAGAACUGAAGCCAAACAAAAUAUAUUUCCUUGUUGAAUUGCCUAUGUUUCCUAAAGAGGAGAUUACUAGUAAGGUUACUAGAAGGGUGAAAUCUGCUGUUCAGAUGAGUGCAAAGGAUCGGCUAGAGUGCCUUAUGUUGAGCAGAAGAUCGGCUUCUGAUAUGGCGAUUUCGAAGACGAAUAAUGGAGCUGCUGUUCAGCUGAAGAUGAAGCUGCCAAGAGAUGUAGUGUUGAAGCUGAUUGAAGAAAGCAGAGAUGAAAGAGAAGUUGCUGAGAAAAUUAUGGAUCUUUGUAUGCCCAAUUCCAGUUAUGUCAGUUAGUUUUUGCUUGGUUUAAGGUUCUUUAACUUUUUUCUUUUUAUGUUUGGUUGUGACUUGUGAAGUACAGAUGAUAGGGUUAAGAAUUUAGUUCAAAGAAUUGCAUAUAGUUUUACAGGACUUUCUGCUUGCUUUUCUAUUUUUGUUUUACAUAACAAUCUGUUUAUUUUCUGGUAGUGUUGUUAUAUAUUGAUCUUCUUGUUAA